Molecule: messenger RNA, 2724 nt
Organism: Labrus mixtus (cuckoo wrasse)
Lineage: Eukaryota; Metazoa; Chordata; Actinopteri; Labriformes; Labridae
Gene: tomm34
Product: translocase of outer mitochondrial membrane 34
Exons: 8
Coding region: 371-1294 (307 amino acids)
Cellular component (GO): cytosol; mitochondrion
Molecular function (GO): heat shock protein binding
Source: RefSeq, a predicted model, not a curated record
AGCUACUGCACACCAGACGCUCAUCAAAAGUCCUAUAAUUCCCGAAGCGCAUGAACGCAGCAUGUCCAAGAAAUGAAACCGAUACAGUAACAGAACCCCCCGAGUCCCCUCCCUCACAGGACGGAGAAGUUACCAGAGACAGCCGAGAACUUCUUCUUCUUCUUCACAGGCAGAGGAGAGAGGACGCACCCGGAGAAAAGACCACGCGCAGAGUAAUGUCAUUAUUAAGGACAGGUACAGGUAGCUUCAGGAGCCGGUAGUGGUGAAGACGUUUCGAUCACUUGUGUUGUGAAGAGAGAGGGGGGGGGGACGUCCCUGUUGUGUUUAAAUCCAUCGGAACCAGAAGCCGUUUUGUUAUAAAAAAGAAGAGAUGCCGCAGAAGCAGAAGGCUCGCUCCUGGUCGGAGUUGAAACAAGCUGGAAACGAAUGCUUUAAGACGGGGCAGUAUGGAGAGGCGACCAACCUCUACAGCCAGGCCAUCAAAGAGCUGGACAAGUCCAGUACAAAGAACCCCGAGGACUUGGGCAUCUUGUACUCGAACCGUGCGGCGAGUUACCUGAAAGACGGAAACUGUGGGGAGUGUGUGAAAGACUGCAACAUGUCUCUGGAGUUCUCGCCGUUCAACGUGAAGUCUCUUCUUCGUCGUGCUGCGGCCUACGAGGCUGUGGAGCGCUACCGGCACGCCUACGUCGACUACAAGACUGCUCUGCAGAUCGACUGCAACAUCGCGGCCGCUCACGACGGCACAAACAGGAUGACGAAGGCGCUCACGGAAGCAGACGGUCUCUCGUGGAGAGAAAAGCUUCCUCCAAUCCCCGUCGUCCCGCUGUCAGUGAGAGAGAAACUCAGCCAGAAGACGACCGCCAACGCAGCACAACCGACGCCACAGACGGAAACCACACAAGCGAAGAAACCUGCGCCCGCUGAGAAGGACUUAAAGAGAGGCCAGGUCCUGAAGGAGGAAGGGAACGCCCUGGUGAAGAAGGGCGAACACAAGAAGGCCAUCGAUAAGUACAACCAGAGCCUGAAACUGAAUCCAGCUGAGGUCACCACAUACACCAACAGGGCUCUGUGCUACCUGUCGCUGAAGCAGUACAGAGAUGCCGUCAGAGACUGCGACGAGGCGCUGAUGAUCGACAGCAGCAACCUGAAGGCGCUCUACAGGAGGGCGCAGGCUCACAAGGAGCUCAAGGACGCCAAAGCGUGCGUAGACGACCUCGACAAGCUGCUGAAAGUGGAACCAAAGAACACCGCCGCCCUGAAGCUGCUGCAGGAAGUGCAGAAGAAGAAGUGACGGGGGACUGCUCACGGGAGGGGGGAGGGGAGGAAGACGAGUCACUGAAGUUUUUUUGAAGACGAUUCCACCGCCGUGCGUCCAAGUUAUCCGCCUGUUUCCAAAACGCUCCGUCAUGAUCCGUCUUCGACCUCGGGAACGAACACGAGGCGUUCCCGAGAAGCUUCUGGAAAGAAAAAAAAAACUCCCGAUUGGCGAGAACGGAGGAAGGAGAGAAUGUUUGUGUUUCACCCGUUUUAGUAUUUAUUGGUAUUUAUAAACGCUGAAAUGACCACGAUUCAAACGGAGAAUAAGCGUUUACAAUCACCACGUCGGAGAGGGAUACCCGGAGGCUCGUGGCGCUCCGGCUGGACGCAAAACAAAAUCACGCAAGGAUUCCUGGUUAACCUCCGAGCCUCUAAUCACCGUCUGUAAAGACACGAGUCGUUAGACUCACAGAUUUUCAAAGUUCAAAUUGAAGAACGCUGCAGUCUUUGUAUCGUGCUUCGUCCCGCGGGGUGCAUGCGUCACUCGCCACUGUAAUGGCUUUUUAUCAAGCUCCGUCUGCGGAAGCAACAGCGCUAACUCGCGAGCUAGGCUAAUGCACACUGAUAACCUGCAGCGUCGUCGUUCGCUCUACCAUUACAUCGUUAUUUUUUUUAAUUAUCCAUACGAUCGUUUUAAAGCCUCCAUCUUUAAAAUCAAAUGAUUGGCGGUAGAAUAUUGAAACAUUCACGGUUCAGUGCGUGCUUGUAACGGUUAUGAAUUCAAAAAGAGCUUCCAUGCAAAGUAUUUAUUUCUGAAUUGGCUCCGGCUCUUACAAUCUCGAUCUGUAACAACUUGUUUUGGUUCUCGGUUUUGAGGUGCGGCAGGUUUUCAUCGAUUCCUCAGAUAAUUUGAUCGAUUGUUUGUGUGAAAACACAUCCGUCAUGAUAUCCUGAAAAUCAGACAGCCGAUGAUUUCUAAACUGUCGGUUCUGUCCGUCGACUUCUUGGUGAUUGUAAAUGUUUAUUCAGUUUGGAGACACUUCUUCCACACCAGGUGUUCCCUCAGGUAGAUCUGAGUGACGAGCAUGUUAAAGGAAGAGAAACUACCACGAGAGGUUAUUGAGUGUUCACAAAAUCUGGAAACUGUCGAGUUUAAUUAGUUUACACCUGCAAGAUGAGCGUCAUUUAGUCAGCAGUCCUCGUGUUUGUUUGAUCACCUGCUGUAGUAGGCGGAGCUCCGCCUGCCUGAAGUGCCUGUUUCCAUCGUCCAGCUGCAGCGUUAAACUCGGCUCUGCUCCGAAGACUUCACUCAGAAAAUAAUAAAAACUGCAUCUCCAGUUUCUGUCUCCGAGUCCCAUCGACACUCCAUCAUGUUCAAGAAGCUGCUUCUGUUUGAUCACGUCUGCUGUCUUUUGUUUUCCUGCUUCUGUUUGAAACUGCAAAUAAACUGAAAACAAACAUCGA